Plasmopara halstedii is the source of this 1047-nucleotide messenger RNA. RefSeq lists its product as uncharacterized. Lineage: Eukaryota; Oomycota; Peronosporomycetes; Peronosporales; Peronosporaceae. The record is from RefSeq and is a predicted model, not a curated record. Bases 1 to 1047 code for a protein of 348 amino acids. The transcript is spliced from 4 exons.
AUGUGGACAACCCAUUUCGCAGAACAUGGAACCACCUCAGAAAAUUGCAUUGGAAGCACAACUUUAUCUUCUGUGAAAGCGGUGGAAUUCAAGUCUUCAUUGCAAAUUGCGUCACUGCAUGUAAUUUCUGAUGACGAGUCACCUGCAUCUCCGACGUACAAUGAAUCGCCUUCCAGCCAAAAACUUUUAGAGCUGCUGACUCAAGGUGCAAGUGAUGAAUCAAACCAGGAGACUCUGCGUCAGCGUCGUGCUGCAAUGGAUGUACUUGGACAACUGUUGCUUAUUGCCCCAAAUAAGACAUCGGAAGUAGCUGACAUCAGCACUCAACUUGAAGACUCACGAAUGGUAGAAGCUUUAAAAGAUGCUUUGGAUGUGUCGCAAUACCCUAAGGAACUAGACGCUUGUGACUUUGCGAGUGAUGUCAACUCUGCAACGCCAGUUCUGGCUCCCACCAAAUCAAAAGAAUCGGAACCAGAACCAACUAUGUAUCCUAUUCCAGCGAAUGAGGAGAUUCGAAUGAAUGCCAUUCAUCAUUAUUCUCUCCACGACAUUCUUAACGUUCCUGAGUUAAAUCUCAUUUGCUCCCUUGCUGCUGCUGAAAUGAAUUGUCCUCAUGGAAUUGUCACCCUCGUGGAACGCGAUGUGGUAUCGAUACUGGCAGCCAAUAACCACGAAUACUGGGAAGUUGGUAGUGGCAAUCCUCGUGAACAGACAUUCUGUCAGCAAUUUAUCAUGCAUGAGAAACCGUUGCUUGUGCACCAUGCUGAGACCGACCCACGAUUUGAGCGCAUUGCACCCGUGACUAAACUUAAUCUGCAGUUCUAUGCAGGCUUCCCAUUGACAAUUUCAAGUGUAUCAAAUAAUUCUGGGCAGGCAAGCAAGGUCAUUAUUGGUGCGUUGUGCUGUCUCGAUGAAAAACCGCGCAACAUGACGCGAUCGCAAUACUGGCGAUUGAAUAUGUUACCAAGAGUCGCCCAAUCUCAAAAGAGUUGGAAGUUGAAUCGCUAUAAGGAAGUUAGACCCAGAUCUCGAAUUUUCUUGCACUAA